Messenger RNA from Leptidea sinapis, 467 nucleotides. Its product is annotated as keratin-associated protein 5-4-like. The transcript is spliced from 11 exons. Bases 8 to 403 code for a protein of 131 amino acids. Lineage: Eukaryota; Metazoa; Arthropoda; Insecta; Lepidoptera; Pieridae. The record is from RefSeq and is a predicted model, not a curated record.
UGGAAUUAUGAAUCGAUUGGUCUCGCGUCGUACGAGUGGUCGGUCGCCCAUCUCACUUAUUUCAUUAUCAUCACACAUGGGUUGGCUUUACGUGGUCGUUGUGUGUCUACAUCUAAAGAUAGUUUCCAGCACGUGCGAUGCUAAGUGUUCGGGAAGUAACUGCACUUCAGGGAUGGCAGAUGACCACCGAUGCUACGCACAUAUCCUGUAUCCUGAUAUAUCCUGGUGCAAGGAAGACACCUGCGAAUCACAAUGCGGUGGAGACAAGUGUGUGUCUACGUGUACUGGCAUAAUGUGCAAAUCAAAGUGCACAGGGAAACAAUGCGUUUCAAAUUGCACAGGACUAAGUUGUACGUCCUUGUGUGAUGGUGAUGAAUGCCAGAAGUUCGUGUUGCUGUGGUAAUCACCAUAAUGAAUAUAUUAAUCACUUAUGUAUUAAUUACACAAUAAAUAAAUAAUUACAGUUA